Cadophora gregata is the source of this 603-nucleotide messenger RNA. RefSeq lists its product as uncharacterized. Lineage: Eukaryota; Fungi; Ascomycota; Leotiomycetes; Helotiales; Ploettnerulaceae. Bases 1 to 603 code for a protein of 200 amino acids. The transcript is spliced from 2 exons. The record is from RefSeq and is a predicted model, not a curated record.
AUGUUUUUCAAGGAGUUCGUUAUCUUAGCUCUUGGAGUUUCCGCCAUGGCGUCCCCUAUGCCCAGCGGAAACAAGAAUGUCGACGACACGAGCACCCGAACUGACUGGGUUUCGAGCUACAAGCCUGGCAACAAGAAUGUCGACGACACGAGCACCCGAACUGACUGGGUUUCGAGCUACAAGCCUGGCAACAAGAAUGUCGACGACACGAGCACCCGAACUGACUGGGUUUCGAGCUACAAGCCUGCCAACAAGAAUGUUGACGACACGAGCACCCGAAGUGACUGGGUUUCGAGCUACAAGCCUGGCAACAAGAAUGUUGACGACACGAGCACCCGAAGUGACUGGGUUUCGAGCUACAAGCCUGGCAACAAGAAUGUUGACGACACGAGCACCCGAAGUGACUGGGUUUCGAGCUACAAGCCUGGCAACAAGAAUGACGUCGACAUGAGGCUCCAUUUCUGGGUUCCGUUGGGCCCUGAGUACCUCAAGCUCGAUUACUCGCCCAUACACCAUGAGCACCUCAUCACUCUCGCGUCGGGGACCCAGAUGAUGCAUGGAAGUGGGUUUAUGAGUGCCGUGGCUCGAUUUCUCCAUCUGUGA